This is a messenger RNA of Anarrhichthys ocellatus (wolf-eel), 1696 nucleotides long. Its product is annotated as abl interactor 1-like. The transcript is spliced from 11 exons. Gene Ontology annotation, molecular function: SH3 domain binding; signaling adaptor activity. Gene Ontology annotation, cellular component: lamellipodium; actin-based cell projection; SCAR complex. Gene Ontology annotation, biological process: neuron migration. NCBI's taxonomy places the organism in Eukaryota, Metazoa, Chordata, Actinopteri, Perciformes, Anarhichadidae. The record is from RefSeq and is a predicted model, not a curated record. The annotation marks the transcript as partial.
UACUACUGCUACUACUACUACGACAACCUGCCGAAUGUGGCUGAGUACUGUCAUAAUAACUACAUACAGUCAGGUGACGGCUCUCUGAAGGCGUUGGAGGAGACUAAGAACUUCACCACCCAAUCACUGGCCAGCGUCGCCUACCAGAUCACCACUCUGGCCAGUAGCGUGCUGAGUCUGCUGGACGCUCAAACCAAUCAGCUCCGUCACAUGGAGUCCUCCAUCAACCUCAUUGGUCAGACGGUGGAGAUGCACAAAGAGAAAGUUUCUCGUAGAGAGAUCGGCGUCUUCACGGCGGUGCGACGCGUCCCACGAAGCCACAAGAUCCUCCUUCCUCCUGCCGGGUCACAGCCCCGCCCACCUUACAGCCGCCGACCAAUCAAUUACCAGCAGCUGGACGGCCUUGGCCACGGCAUAAAAGUCUCUGGGAAACAGUCUGACCGAACAGGAACGAUCCGCAAACAUGGCGCCUCCACCAGGUCCACCAAACCUCCAGAAGCGGUGCAGUGCCCGGUGGCGCCCACUGUCAGCGGCUCUAGUUUCGGGAAACCCGUGGCUCCGCCCACCAUCCCCACCACCUGUCAGGCUCCACCUGAUGGUGACACCAUCACCACGCUGCUCGACGAAGCCCCGCCUCCUCCUCCUACGGCGAAUGAGAUGUCAGCACAGGAGGAUGAGGUUGCUGACACCUCGACCCCUCCACCUCCUCCUGAUUCGUCAGGAGAGACGGUGGCUCUGCUCCCUCCUCCCCCUCCUUCAGAGGCUCUGACCAAUUACAGCGCUCCUCCACAGGCUCCGCCCCUCUGCCUCGAGACAGUGGUGGAAGAGAGCAGCUUCCCCCCUCCAUCUCCCCCUCCUCCCUCUGAUGAUGACGGCUUCCCUCCUCUGCCCAAUGAGGCCUCAGAGCUGCCAGCCCCGCCCCCUCCACCUCCACCCAACCAGGAAGUAGAGGUGACCCUUCCGCCCAGGAGGAGUCACCGCCGUCACUCGCCCCCUACCACUUGCUCUCUCUCUCUGAGGGUUCGCUCUGGCCCCGCCUCCCGCAGCAGUUCUAUGCGCUCUCUCUUCCUACCUGCUGUCCAAUCACUGAUGAUCCCCCCUCCUCCCCCCUACCCUCCCCCCCAUGCUCCUCCCUCCUCAUCCUCCUCCACCCUGCUGCCACGCUCCUCUUCCUCAUCUCGACUUUGCUUACCUGCUCGCCUCGAACACCUGGAUCUAGAACUCCCAGCCACGUCCCCUCCUCUCCUAUUGGACGAUGAGGGUGGUUUUGAUGACCUUAUGCCGCCCCUCCCUCCACCUGUGGACUAUGACUCAGACGCCCCCGAACAAUACCUGGAGAAAGUGGAGGCGCUCUACAGCUACGAGGCCUCCAAACCCGACGACCUGUCGCUCACGGAGGGCGACGUCGUCUACUUGCUUCAUCGCCAUGACGACGGCUGGUGUGAGGGAUUUCUCCACGGCAACAGGGGCUUCUUCCCUGGAAACUACGUCCAAUCACAGAGCAGGACUGAAGCCCCGCCUCCAGUUCACACCUGAGUAUUUCCAUACAAACAGGAUUUGUAAUAACUAAUUUUACUAUUAAUGAGAAUUCCAUAUGCAAAUAUAGAGUUUCUCAAAGUCACAGUAGAGACAGACAGACAGACACACAGAAACGCAGACAGACAAACACAGACACACAGACAGACAAAAACACACA